Vespula pensylvanica (western yellowjacket) is the source of this 548-nucleotide messenger RNA. It is a transcript of the gene RpL35, whose product is annotated as 60S ribosomal protein L35. Gene Ontology annotation, biological process: translation; maturation of LSU-rRNA from tricistronic rRNA transcript (SSU-rRNA, 5.8S rRNA, LSU-rRNA). Bases 136 to 507 code for a protein of 123 amino acids. The record is from RefSeq and is a predicted model, not a curated record. Lineage: Eukaryota; Metazoa; Arthropoda; Insecta; Hymenoptera; Vespidae. The transcript is spliced from 3 exons. Gene Ontology annotation, molecular function: structural constituent of ribosome; mRNA binding. Gene Ontology annotation, cellular component: ribosome; cytosolic large ribosomal subunit.
AUUUAGGAAAUAUCUUAAAUGUAAAGAUGAAAACUAUCAAAUGAAUCCUAGGGAUAUUUAUUAAAAUAAUAGGAUAGCACUGCUUUUAUCUUUUAACGUUCUUCGUUCACGGAAAUACAAGAAUAUCGAAUCAAGAUGGGAAAAGUUAAAUGUUCUGAAUUGAGGAGCAAAGAUAAGAAGGAGUUGCUGAAGCAACUCGAAGAAUUAAAAACAGAACUUACAAACUUAAGAGUAUCUAAAGUAACUGGAGGAGCUGCUUCUAAAUUAUCUAAAAUCCGUGUUGUCAGGAAAGCUAUAGCCCGCGUAUAUAUUAUUAUGCAUCAAAAACAAAAAGAAAACCUCCGGUUACUUUUUAAGAACAACAAAUACAAACCUUUGGAUUUGAGACCAAAAAAAACCAGGGCAAUACGACGUAAGCUAACACCUUUUCAAGUUAGCAGAAAACCAUUGAAAGAAAUUCGAAAACAGUCAACAUACCCUUUAAGAAAAUAUGCUUUGAAGGUAUAAUAUGUAUUAUUACUAUUUCAAAAUAAAAUACAUAAAAACUA